AUGGGGUGGACACCGUUGCACGUUGCUGCAUUCCAUGGACAGGUGGCCUGCAUCAACUUGAUGCUCCAAUCCACGGCAGAUGUGAAUGCCAAGGAGAAGCACGGUUGCACUCCACUGAUGUUUGCAGCAUCAUCUCCAAAGUUGUACCUUGUUGACUUGGUUUCAAAGAAAGAUCGGGCGAGAAGGUUGAAGGCACGUCAAGAUGCUCUAAAGGCACUGCGAGAACAGGAAGACGACCGACUAGAUGCUGACCUUGCAGCUGGUCUUGGCAAAGAGAUGGGCGCUGGAAGUGUUUCAACUACAGCACCCAAUGUAGUUUGGAAGUUUUAUCCGAAUCGCAUUGAAAUCUUGGUUCUGAAUGCCUUGAUCUCUUCACCGAAGAUCAAGGUGGAUGCUUUUGACAAUCGUCGCCAGACUGCCCUGCUGUAUGCUGCACGCUUUGGGCGCACAUUUGCUGUGAGCCGCCUGCUGGAUGCUCGAGCCAACAUUGGAUUCGCUGAUCGGGAAGGGCAAGUUCCGUUGUUCGCAGCAGCAUGCAAUGAACAUUUGGACACAGUUGACCUACUUCUUCGAGCUGGGGCCAACAUCAACGCAACUGAUCAGUACUUCCGAACACCCCUUCAUGGAUCGCUGGAAUGCGGUGAUGAGAGUAUGUCGAAUCUUCUUCUCAAAGCAGGUGCCAGUGUGAAUGCGUACGACUGCGAAGGUCGUACACCCAUCAUGCUUGCCAUGGACAGGGGCAACCGUCGUUUGUUCCAAAAGAUUGUGGAGAAGAAAUCAAAUCUUGAUGUGCUGGACAAAAGAGGUUGGAAUGUUGUCAUCUAUGCCAUCGAGACACAGAUGUUGUCAGACGUUUAUCCAUUGUUGAUGAAGCUGAACAAGAAUGCAGCGAUCAUUUUGCGAGCUCGAGACCCUCAGGGCCUCAAUGCCUUGCAUCAUGCAACGCAGCUGGCGAGUGCGGAACUCUCGACGAAAUGCGUGCAGCAACUCACGAACUUGGAUUUUGAGGCUGCAACGAUCGGUGACUGCAAUGGCGACACUGCAAUUCACUCUGCAGCCGAGCGAGGGCGCUUGGAGGUACUUCGCAUCUUCAUUGAGAGGCUUCCAUCCUUGGACUUUUUGAACAAUCGUGGAGAAACACCCUUGCACUAUGCAGCGCGUGGAGGUCACAUGGCCUGUGUGGUUGCACUGCUCCACGACGCUGGGGGACGGCAAGCAUCUUGCGACGCGGGCGCCGUUGAUUCGCAUGGCUGGAACCUAUUGAUGCAUGCAUGUGUCUCGGGGCACUUGGAUUUAGUGAACCUCCUACUUCAGAACCGAGAGGGCCAACAUCCAGAUUUGGCCUUUGCACCCCUUGAUGUGAAUCAUGGGGACACCGGAGGGGUCAAUGCGCUGUGUGUGGCUGCCAGAGAGGGGCAUUGGCAGCUGCUGCCAUCCCUGGUACUGUCUGGGUCAAAUACGAGUGCCAAGGAUCGUGAUGGUUUCACCGCAGUGCACUGGGCAGCCAUGGAGGAUGAAGCCCUUACCAUGAAGUGCCUGCUCGACCUGGGCCUCGAUGCCAAUGCCAAGGACUUCAAGGGCUGGACUCCUUUGAUGCAUGCCUGUGCGCGCGGAGCUGACGAAGUGGUCCGCGUGCUUGUGGACUUUUCUGCAGAGAUCGAUGCACGGAAUUGGGAUGGUGACACGGCACUACAAAUCACCCAGCGGCGCCGUGACCCAGCUGAUGUUGUAGCAGUCACGAAGGACAUUCUUUUGGACGGAAUCAUGACCUCAGAUGAACCAGCCAAGGGUGGUGCCGUGAAGGCCCAUGGUCACAUGAUGGUCUCUGUCCUUGAGGCCACGGAUUUGUACCUCGAAGGGAAGACAGGAUUUGUGAAUGCCUAUGUGAACCUUCAACUGCGUACACAAUCUGGAGCUAGACCUCAGGCAGCAUUCACCUCCUGUGUGCUUCAGAACUCAUCACCUGAGUGGCAUGAAGUCUUUCGCUUUGAUACCAGCCACUUGGACCCCAGCGCUGUUUUGGUCGCUUGGGUGGUGGCAGCUCCGGGUGAGAACACCAAAGAGGUCAUGGAUGGAGCCGCUCUAGGCUUGGAUGAGGAAGAGCUGCAAAACCUCUCUCACAUGGAAGCGGUUACAGGGAAGACCUUGCACCAAAACAAGCCACAGUUCACCUCGGCCUUACAGGAGUCGUUUCAGCGGCUGAUGAAGCGAUCGGAUCGUGAAGAAGAUGCAGAGGUGCUGAGGCUCCGGAAGUUGGCCAUGGCUCAACUCACAGACACCAUGCCAACAGAAGACUUGAAGUUCUCCCAGGCCCAAGUGAAGGGUGAGGAUGGAUUGGCCUUGACUGAAAGGAGAUGGAACGAGGUGUCCAACCUCCGGGAGGUUCUGGCAAGAAGUGGAUGUGAUGUGCCAGAGCCACUGGUGCCACGGACACAUCUACCGCUUGGUUGUGUAGUUGUGCGCUACCGACAUUUGCGACAAGCUGUUUGGGGUAGCGAGCCUGUAACGGUAGUUCGGACGCUGCGGCUUAGUUGUCGUGGAAGUCUACGGGUGCAGAUCGAUUUCCGACCAAGAUUCUUCGAGUGCAAGGAGGAGGAACGAGCAAAGAUGCUUUCACCUGAAGAGGAAGAUGAGUUGUAUCGGGUGACUGCUGGAACGGAAGAGGAUGAACAAAGAGAGGCUUUGAUGUUCCAAGAACAGAUCGAAAAGAAGAAGGCUGAUGCAGAGCGGCUCAGCAUCGACAUCAUGGGGAAAAUGAAGGCCAGGCAACAAAUCCUCAGUGCAGAUGAGGCCAUUGAACGUGCCAAGAGGAUUCGACACAUGCGAGAUCCCGAGGUCCUCUUGAGAAGAUUUCAGCAAGUUUCAAAUUGGUCCAAUCAUGCCGGCAUCUUACUUGCUUCACCUCGAAAUGCAGAAGUCGAGCGUGCUCGUCAGGCAGCACGACAAGCAGAGUUGCUUGCCAGUGAAGCCAAGAAAGGGGACAUUGAGGAGAAACACAAAGCAGCUCCUGGCCUCUCCUCGAAGCUGAAGACUUAUGUUCGAACCAGAUACAAGGCCUGGAGUGAAGAGAGAGCAUUCAAAGAAGCUGCGCUGGACAAACCAAUUGGCUCAGUUGACCCACAAGAGCUCAUGAAAUCGAAGGCAGUCCCAGGUGUACCCAUGCCGAAGAAAGUUCCACCACCCACCAUUCCAAGACUCAAGGCAGAGCGUUGGGUGGAGGAGUUUCUGGAAGGAUCACGAAUGAUUUAA
Molecule: messenger RNA, 3249 nt
Organism: Durusdinium trenchii
Lineage: Eukaryota; Dinophyceae; Suessiales; Symbiodiniaceae
Source: the annotation of a GenBank genome assembly